UGACUUGGCCUGACAUUGACAUUGGCAAAUAUAUUUUGACCAUUCGCCUUAUUUUCUUGUGAUAUUUUUAAUAAAAAUAUCUUACUAACUGAAAGUAAAGAAGAUAAACUGAUGGCGGUCCCAGCGACAAGACGAACAAUUGGGCAACUAUUACAACAAGCAUGGACUGAGAUCCCUGAGAUUGUGGCUACUACUGGCAUGGGUCUUAUUGGCAUUGCAUUGGGCGGCAUUGCCGUUCGUAAUUAUUACAAAAGUGAUGGGGAUAACCGAAGAUAUAAAAAAGUCUACGUUGUUAUGAGACCCGACGAUCCGAGAGUCGCUAAAAUCCGUAAGGACUAAGAAAUAAACAAAAUAAUUAAGUUCUGUGAAUAUCUAGUUGCAAUUAUGUAAUAAUAAAUCAGUUUUGUCAUUUA
Nymphalis io (European peacock) is the source of this 413-nucleotide messenger RNA. RefSeq lists its product as uncharacterized. Bases 112 to 339 code for a protein of 75 amino acids. Lineage: Eukaryota; Metazoa; Arthropoda; Insecta; Lepidoptera; Nymphalidae. The transcript has a single exon. The record is from RefSeq and is a predicted model, not a curated record.